CACCCCGGAGGCAUAUGCGAAUAUCGGAAUUCCGCUGUCAUCCAUUCCGACCACAGCGUCGUACGCCGUCCCACCCUCGGACCAUUCCGCACCCCCGGGGUAUCCUACCGCGCUCCCAGCGACGUUCCCUGUAGGGAAUGGUGACACGCCUCCCCUCGUCAGUCUGGGUGAGGUAGAAGCGCAUAUACGCAUCAUCGCUGCCUUCCAUAAGAGGAGAGUCGACGUACUCGCUUGCCCUGCAUGGGAUGGGCUGGGACUGUCAGAUGACGCCAAGUGGGGGACGUAUGUUGCUAGAGCGGCGUACAGGUUCGAUGCGUGGUAUGAAGGUGUGAUUUCUCGUGAUGGAAGACCAGAAGGACUAUUGGGAGAGAGGGAAAUUCCACCGUUAGACGUGGGGAUGAUAUGGCAUUCAUACUGUCUCAACCCACGAAUAUACCUCGAAGACACGCUCUCACGCCUCGCUCCACUCUUACACGCAGGCCCAUUCCCACUUUCACGCCUGUCAGCAGCACUCGAUCCUUCCUCUCUCCUCCCUCUCGACCCUCACCCGGAGACCCAAGCACUCUUCGAACAUCUCACAGACCUACCAUGGGACGCAGGCCUCAGCGUCACAGGGACAGAACGCGCAAAGACCUCUUGCCCGCAGUGUGCUACCCUCGUAAACGUGCCAUGGCUCGCUCCCUCAGAAGAAGGAUACGCACAACCAGCGUUCACUGCCACUUGCCCAUCCUGUGCGCUCAAGUUCAACCGCGAGUCCCUCGGAGUAAGGAGGUUGUGUAACGACCUAGAGAAAUGGAUCCAAGAGCCAGGGAACAACUUCUCGGCCGGGACGCUGCUCGACCCUGUCACGGGGAUGCCAAACUACGAAAAGUCCCUGGCGUACAAUAAGCGGCUAUUUAACUGGUUCUCCGCCGUGUGCAAGUCCAAGCCCGCAACGUGGAUCGGCCAGCAAGUAGGCUGGAACAUGCUCAAAGUCGAGCUCUGCUGCCGGACGGGGAUGAGCAUGCUCAGCCAAGUGCCCACCCCGCCCAGAGUACGCAGGGUGUUCAGCAUGUACCGGCAUCCUGGAGUCGCGUCUGUAGAUCUGGUCGGGGCGACCCUCAGGCAGGGGACGUUCAUCCGCGCACUGUACUCUCUCGGUUGGCUCACCCCAGCGCGCUUUGCCGCCGACCCCACUCCCCUCCUGCGCGCUAUAGCCCGCUUUCACGCCUGGCUCGACCUCCUCUCCCUCCACCCGGCGGCGUUCCUCGUCCCGACGCUGGAUAUCGACCUGGCUUGGCAUACACUUAUGCUCAGUCCGGGAAGGUAUAGGAGGGACGUGUUUGGGCUCGUGGGGAGGGUGGUAGAGCAUGAGGAUAAGGUAGAGGAGGGGGUUUUAGGGGAAGGGUUUGACGCUACUGGCAGGUUGUGGAAGGCAAGGUUCGGCGUCCCCUACAGCUACUGCGGCUGUCCUCCCAGCACAGCAUCAAAACUCGUCGACCGGACCUCUCUCUCCAACAUCCGGGCCACUCUUCUCCCCCUCCGCGGGCGGUCAGACAGCGCAGCAAGCGCCCGGAGCACCGCCUCCCUCCCAGGGGCGAACGCGCCCGGCUCAGCGAGCGGGGUACCUCGCCCCACACGGGCAGACCUGGCUCCGGACGAGAAGGACGCCCCGCUCUCCCAUGCGAGCGAACAUAAUUCCAUUCUUGUCAUCUCGCAUUCUCAGUGUGCCAAGGCACGCCAGGAAAGGGAAAUGGACAUCGCCAAGCGCGGGGAGGCGCUCCGCCGUGCGGCGGCGAAAGGGAAGGGGGACGAGUGGGAGGAAGGGAUCGCCCGCCGCUCUCUGGGGCACGAGCCGGCGUUCUUACUCCCUCUCCCUCCUGCAGGGCCCGGGGUGCAGAACGACAGCGCGCUAUUUUAUCUCCCGUUAGUCCUCUUGCCUCUGCCUCAUGCGUGCGUCGUGCGUGCUGACUAGUAUGCGGUCGUAGAUGGAUAAUAGACGGCACCUCCCUCGCUGGCGGGAAAUGUGCAGCCGGGCUACAGGGCGGGAUGUGUGUCGCCGGAGGGGGAAAAGGGUUUUGCGGGAAUUUGGGGGCGAACGCUUGGGGAGGGAAGAUAGCUAAUUCGAUGAAUAACGCUUAGCAGAGCCAUUGGCUGCCGGUGGGCGAUCCGGUAUCAUACACUGGUCUCGCAGUGCGACUCGGGUUGAUCUAGAACGUAGAGCGAUGCACAGUGCGGGUUUGAAUAGAUGCAUCUGAUGUCAAGGUGUAUUACGAGUUUGUGUAGAACUGAGCAUAAGUCGAAGGUUCUCAUGUACCGAGUUUUGGUAGAUGAAGACAAAUGAUAAGAAUUAUUCAUCACGGGAUUAUGGGGUGUUCUCGUCCGGUUAGCUGUUGGAACGCGCUGCUUUGU
Dacryopinax primogenitus is the source of this 2391-nucleotide messenger RNA. RefSeq lists its product as uncharacterized. The coding region runs from base 1052 to 1954 and encodes 300 amino acids. The record is from RefSeq and is a predicted model, not a curated record. The transcript is spliced from 6 exons. Lineage: Eukaryota; Fungi; Basidiomycota; Dacrymycetes; Dacrymycetales; Dacrymycetaceae.